Messenger RNA from Lactuca saligna, 2074 nucleotides. Lineage: Eukaryota; Viridiplantae; Streptophyta; Magnoliopsida; Asterales; Asteraceae. The record is from the annotation of a GenBank genome assembly.
AUGUAUCGGCCAGUGUCAGCCAUAACCGAUCAUGGUGGACUCCCCACUGAAAGUGGAGAUACUGUUGUGACACUUGACCAAGUUCCUCGAUGGAUUGAUGGUGAUUUAAGAUAUUCUGAUGAAAUUGAAGAUCCCAGUUCACAUUUUCCAGACCCUUUAGCUUCAUCAUCUGAGGCAGAGAGUAGUGAGACAGGAAUUGUUUCAAGGUUUCCAGUUGAUCAUGAAGUUAACUCAAAGAUUUAUCUGUGGAGAGGAAACCCUUGGAAUAUGGAGGUUGAUGCUGUUGUCAACUCCACAAAUGAGAACAUGGAUGAAGCACACUGUAGCCCUGGUUUGCAUGCUGCAUCAGGGCCUGGUCUUGCUGAAGAAUGUUCAACACUGGGUGGCUGCAGAACAGGGAUGUCUAGAGUUACUAAUGCAUAUGAUCUACCUUCAAGGAGGAUCAUACAUACUGUGGGGCCUAAAUAUGCUGUAAAAUAUCAUACAGCUGCAGAAAAUGCUUUGAGUCACUGCUAUCGUUCUUGUCUAGAACUUCUCAUUGAAAACAGACUUCAGAGCAUUGCUAUUGGCUGUAUAUACACAGAAGCAAAAUAUUAUCCACGAGAACCAGCUGCACAUGUAGCAAUAAGAACAAUUCGCCGGUUUCUUGAGAAACAAAAGGAUAAAAUCACAGCAGUGAUCUUUUGUACAACUACAGCAAAUGAUACUGAUAUAUAUAAAAGAUUGCUUCCACUCUACUUUCCACGUGAUAUAAAGGAGGAAAGUUUUGCAAUUAUGAAGCUUCCUGCUGAUGUUGGGGAUGAAAAUGGUGAAACUCUUAUAGAUGAAAGGAAAAUCAGAAUAAAAUCUUUACCCAAUGUGAAGAAGAGUGUUCCAAAACCUCGCAAAGCUCUUAUAGAUUUUCCAAUCAAUGAUCGUGGGUUGACCAGAAGGAACUCUUCAUCAUAUUUGGAUUCAUAUCUGGAUCCAGAUUUCAUGUCUCUAAUCAAGGAUCCAGAUCAAAGACGAAAAGAACAAUGGGAAAAAACAGCAAAAGCACAAAACGGGUUCAAAUUGGGUAAAAUUCUAGGGUUUGGUGAUGUUGGUGGGCCCCCACUUUCAACUGCUGAAGAGUACUCACUCCAUUCUAGAUACCUUGCUAAAGCAAACUCUAGGAAUCUUUCAGAAAUAGCAGAAAUGAAGAUUGUGUAUCGAGGGGGAGUAGAUAGUGAAGGUCAUCCAGUUAUGGUUAUAGUUGGAGCACAUUUUCUUCUUCGUUGUCUUGAUCUUGACAGAUUUGUACUCUACAUAGUAAAGGAAUUUGAGCCCUUGAUACAGAAGGCGUAUAGCAUUGUUUACUUUCACUCUGCUGCAUCUUUACAAGUGCAACCAGAUCUAGGAUGGAUGAGGAAAUUACAACAAAUACUUGGUAGGAAAAGUCAGCGGAAUCUCCAUGCAAUCUAUGUCCUCCAUCCAAGUUUUGGACUGAAGGCUGCAGUUUUCACAAUGCAACUCUUAGUAGACAACAUGGUGUGGAAGAAGGUUGUAUAUGUUGAGCGGCUUCUUCAUCUCUUCAAAUAUGUUCCUCGUGAACAGCUAACCAUCCCGGACUUUGUCUUCCAGCAUGACCUGGAAGUGAAUGGAGGGAAAGGGCUUGUUGUGGAUCCAAGAACAAAAUAUGUAUAUAAUCGACCCGGGGGAAAGUCUGAAAAUGUGAUCAUUUAAAUUUUUGGUAAUUUUGUUCUAGAAAAUGAUUUCCAUGUGAAUAGUUUUUUUGGUUGUGAUGUGUUAUUGCUUUGUGUAAGAGUUGUCUUGAGUAGAUUAGGUGGUAAUUGUGUUGUGUUUGUGCAAAAUCUUGAAAGUAAUUGCAACUAUUGUUUAUCUAGAACAAGAGAAACAGUGAGGUAGGUAGAAACGAAUUUCUGAUUAUGUGACUUAUAAAUAAAUCAUUAAGACUCUGGAUAAUAUGUAUUUCGACAAACAGAAAUGAAAAAAGGCCGGAACUUUGUUUCACAGCGGGUUGGAGAAUUCGGGUCAAAAAGAUAAUUGCAUUCCAGUCCUUAGAUUUUUAAAGUUUUGAUAUUAGAAAUUUGCC